AUGCAACCGCUAAAUCCUUUCCUUGCCGCCUUCUUCAAGAGCCCCGUUGUUGCCCAGUGCACGCCUGUUCAUCAUCAUAUCCUCCUCGUCCCACUGACCGACGAGCUUCUGACCUCGCGCGAAACCGACAGCGGCGCCGCCGCCGCCAGCGAGGUCAUCGCAUCGGAGGAGUUCCUAAGCAGUCAUGUCCUACGCAUCCCAUCAUCUGGCGUCUCCUCGGGUGGUAAAGAUGGCGUCCACAACUUGCGCGAUGUGAGGGGCAAAGCAAGGCAGUUUUCAACCUUGAAUGGAAGGAGCGUCGUUAUCAAAGAUUCUGUGGUAUAUUGUAGCAAAGGCUUCAAAACGUUUGCGCAGGCACAUAUUCUAAACGAUGCGAUUUGGUACCCCGAUGUUUUCGAAGCCCGGCAAUGGCUACUAUAUUUCAUUGCAAAACCCUUGGUCGGUUCUUGGGAGGAAAUCAAGAUUUUACCAGCAAUAUUGGGCCACGGUGUCAGCAAAACCACGACUUUGGGUACCAAGAACUUAAACGGUUCGGACACUGCCGAGGGUACAGUCCCUACAAAGAAAGAUAUUAGGAGCUUUCACGAGUUGCUGAACAACUUUCCGAUGAUUGCGCGACAAAUGCAACCUGGCCUUGAAAAGCUAUUUUUGGAAUUCACAACUGCCUUCGAGAAACCUUUGCCGCCACCGCCAUCUGCCUCAAGAAUACCUGACCCUCCACCCGAAGGCCCAAUAACUGCAGCAAUGCGAAGAGCACGCUCGAACAGUUUCUCCAUCCGCAGUGGCAAGGCCGUCAACCGUGAUACACUUCCAGUAAUGGAAGACUUUUACGCCGAAGACGACGAGGAUGUAAUGAGAGCUUCAUUAGAGACCGCCGUCACUGCGGCCAUUGACUUGUUUCAGAGCGUCGACAAGCAACAGCUGUCUCUUCUUGGGGCCACGACGGACUUGACUGGGCCUCUGGUAGAAAAACUCAUUGAACGUUAUGUCACCGAAAAUGUUAAUCACCUCAUUUUCCCUAAACUUAGCGCAAUCAAACGACCACAGGACCUUGAACUCGAAGCAAAAAUCAGGCAAAUGGAGUAUAUCGAUAUAUCACAGCUGGGAAUUGCUAUUGAAGGAGGAUCCAGGGCCAAACAUGACUUGCUCAUACAGCUCGGACCUGCCAUCGAAGAAUUCAAAAAAAUAUCGAAUGCCAUGAGCCCUGCAGAAAUGAUGCAUGCUCUUUUGUCCACGAUGAAAGCUGCUUCUCAGUUGACUGAUACAUCUAGGACCCAAACGGUCAGCGGUCGAGAAGGUUGCGUGUAUGAAAAAGCAACAAUGACGAUCAAUGCAGAUACAUUGGUCUCACUCCUCCUGUACAUCGUAAUUCGCUCUCAGGUGCGAAAUUUACGGGCCAGGCUAGCGUACAUUCGAAAUUUUAUCUUUAUCGAUGAUGUCGAUAGCGGAGAAAUGGGAUAUGCCCUAAGCACGUUUGAGGCCGUACUCGCAUAUCUUGCCCUGGAUUCUGCAGGUCUUCGAAGAGCAAGCAGGCGGAACAAAGCCCUGUGGGAUGCUGCGAAGAAGACAGAUUUGUCGGGGCUGAAAGCAAUCAUGGAACCAAAUAUAUCAGCCGUCGUGGACGGGGACGACGGAGUCGAACCCAAUGGAGCCCCCGAUGAAUCCACCAGACCAAGUCGUCGUCCAUCAUCUACCUGGAGUCUACAAGAUGGCUCCUCAAGGCGCUCAUCUCUAGCACUGACCCUGUCGGACAGAUUCUCUCAUGGCUCCGGCCUAGGCCAUGUAUUUCCAUUCCAGACUAAUGGCGACUGUGAGGAGGGUGACUUCACCCUGGUUAAACGAGCUAAGCGAGUUGCCAUGGAUACUCGCAGUUUAUCAAGCGGAUCUGAAAUAUCUUUCCAUUCACGAACGGGGAGCAUUGGGACUCUGGGAAGUGCCAUCGAAGGAGACAUAUCUGUCGAGCGUCUAGCCCAAACAAGUAAUUCCUUUGGCGAGUCUGUCCUAAUGAUUGCUAUCCAAAGUGAAAACCCGGCAUCUCUGAGAUACUUGUUUUCUCUUUCCGGAUACUAUUCUCUCGAUGUAAUACUACAAGACAUGAAUCAUGAGGGCACUACUUUACUGAGUGCUGCCAUACAACUCGGUCAUAAGGAUCUUAUUGAUGUGGUCCUGGACCGGAUUAAUACAUUGGCCACAGAGGACCAACGUCUGCAAUACUUGGCUGAGCAAGACGUUUGGGGUCGCAGCAUCGGACACUACCUUUUUCACGCUCCCUUUCUGAUUACAAGGAUUGGAAAGCUGAUUCCAUGGAGGCAACGCGACAAGAAUGGCCAGACACCGUUGUUCGCCCUGUGUCGGUCCUACGACAACGAGAACUAUUAUGAUAUGGUGGAGGCUGGACUGAGGGUAGCGAGGGAAACUCAAGAUGAUAAUCAAGCAUUGCACCUUGACGACCAUGUGGAUGCCAAGGGCAAUACCCUGCUCCAUAUUAUAAAUGAUUCAAGGCUUGCAAUGAAAAUAUUGCAUUAUUGCGACAUCGACGUUAACGCCACGAAUGAGAAGCGAUUUACAGCACUAAUGGUCGCCAGUAAAUACGGAAGAUACGACAUGGUCAGGUGUCUAUUCGCCGAUCCCAGAGUGGAUGUUGCAGCAAGAGAGAUGCGUGGUCUCACUGCUGUGGAGCUUGCAAAGGAUGACGAUGUGCGGAAUAAGAUUGAUGACCUUGCUCUGUUCAGCAUGCCUGCAGGACGUGAUGGGAGGAUUACCGGCGUUGUCCGGGCCUUUUUCGUGGAAGACGGCAGCGUGAGAUUGGUUUUGAAGUCUGCCGCGCCGACUGACCACGAUAGUUACACAGUAACGACGACCAGGCGCUCUCUGGCAGAGUUCGAGCAGCUAGCCCAUCUUUUAGCGGAAGAGCAGCCCGCUUCAUGGAUUCCCUCCUUGUCUGAUACAAGGUCACCAUUUCAAAUACCUAUCAAGCCAUCUCGUGCAAUUCUGCGGGACGUUCAAGCUAAAACAGAUUGGUUUCUGAAGAUUAUGCUAAGCCAUCCCACUUUAGCCACCCACGAGAUGCUUUGGGAGUUCUUCCUUGUCCCCGAACUGCAACUUGACGCAAUGGGACAGCGUACGAAGCUAAAGGUAGAAGCCAGAAUUGAGAGAAUUAAAGAAGAGUACGAACCUAUUCGCGAUAUGAGAGAGGUGGAGCAGUUCGUGAAUCAUGCCAGAGAGAUGGUACGAAGCGUUAGCUACUCAACAAAAAGCGUUACAAGACGCGCCAACGGCGUCGGACUGGCUAUAAGUGACCUUUAUGACUCCAUGGUGCUCCUGCACAGAGCAGUAUCUUCGCUAAGAUUUCUGCCCCAAUCCCACAUCGUAGCACUGGAGGUAUAUGUAAGAGCCAUGGCUCCGACGCAAGCAAAUCCACAGGCCAUGCUACACACCACCUUGGUGGCUAUCCAAUCGACAGUCCAGGCGCUUUUGUCGUCACUUACACGACCUGCAACAUUAAUCAGUCAGAUAACAACCGCCAAACGAGAAGCCGAUAAGAAUGAUAGCGCUUCAGGCCGUUCUUCACGAUGGGUGUUGGGUCUGCUCGAUGAGACCAGGCAAAGAAUUCAAGAUGGAAGGGAGAAACGAGCUAGAAAAUACCGCGAGGAGGCCGAAGACCUCUCCAGAGAGCUGCGAUACACACAACAAACGGUGGCAGGAGAGCUGGCCGGAUGGCAGGACAUGCACGACAAAAUGGGACGGCGAGCCAUCCGGGAGUUCGCACGAGCCAUGGUCGUUCAAGAGAGAAUGCGACUAGAUGGAAUUGUUCGCGCUCUUCGAAAGUUCAGGGCGCAACGAUCGAGGGCCAAGUCGUGA
Messenger RNA from Metarhizium album ARSEF 1941, 3861 nucleotides. Its product is annotated as VPS9 domain protein. Gene Ontology annotation, cellular component: tubular endosome; plasma membrane; late endosome. Lineage: Eukaryota; Fungi; Ascomycota; Sordariomycetes; Hypocreales; Clavicipitaceae. The transcript has 3 exons. Bases 1 to 3861 code for a protein of 1286 amino acids. Gene Ontology annotation, molecular function: phosphatidylinositol binding; SNARE binding; guanyl-nucleotide exchange factor activity. The record is from RefSeq and is a predicted model, not a curated record. Gene Ontology annotation, biological process: early endosome to late endosome transport.